Clunio marinus is the source of this 201-nucleotide messenger RNA. Lineage: Eukaryota; Metazoa; Arthropoda; Insecta; Diptera; Chironomidae. The record is from the annotation of a GenBank genome assembly.
AUGUAUAUGGGAAAACAUUUCAUUCAAGUUCGUUCUUCAUCCGUAUCAAAUUCAUAUUCAUUAGCAACAAAAAAAGAUUUACAAACAUACGAAACAAGACAAAAAAGAAAUAAUAUCCUUCAGCUACAUAAAAAAGCGGAGAUGAGAAUCCUUGACAGCACAGCAGAAGCUCAACUUUCGUGUGUCGUUAGCAGCAGAUAA